Ectocarpus sp. CCAP 1310/34 is the source of this 1798-nucleotide messenger RNA. The record is from the annotation of a GenBank genome assembly. NCBI's taxonomy places the organism in Eukaryota, Phaeophyceae, Ectocarpales, Ectocarpaceae.
AUGUUGGCUAUGGCCAUCCAUGCGAUUCCUAGCGAGAAGUGGUACCAGGAUGCGCUGCUGUUCGUGCUCAACCUCUUCCCGCAAGUAUGCUUCUCGUUCGCGCUGCUUGUUCUCGGCUUCACCAACGUCGGCGGAGGGGACGAGGAAGGAGAAGGCGAAGGUGACUUCGAAGACGACUUCGACCCGUUCAACAAAUACGUUCGUCGCAGCCUAAUCUACAUGGCGUGUGAGGUUGUGGUCUACACGAUUUUCCUCCUCCUAUUAGAGAGAUCGUCGGCGGGCGGGUCGUGCUUGUCGAGCUUGUGCGGCAAAGCCGCCGUGGGCGCCAGCACCCUUCUCAGCUCCGUGAGCCCCCAACAGCUCGGGGAAGGGGACGUGCUCGAUGAGGAUGUGGCGCGAGAGGCCGAGAGGGUACGACAAGGAGGCGGGGAUGGAGAUGCCGUCAAGAUUGAGGGGGUCACCAAGGUAUACCCGACACAUGCCGGAGCAAAGGUUGCCGUGAAGAGCACGUCGCUGGGGAUUCCGAAGGGGCAGUGCUUCGGACUGCUCGGGAUCAACGGGGCCGGGAAGUCGAGCCUGCUAUCCAUCCUGUCAGGGGGGAUUCCAGCCACGGCCGGUGCGGCGUCGCUAGGGGGACAUGACGUCGGUAAAGAACCCGAAGCCAUCCACCGCCUUAUGGGCUAUUGCCCCCAGUUCGACGCCCUUUUCGAGACCUUGACCGGCCGGGAACACCUCAGGCUGUAUGCUGCCAUCAAGGCCGCCAGCACGAUGAUCACGGAUCUGGGCCUUGGGCACUACGCCGAUAAGUUGGCAGGCUCUUACAGCGGGGGAAACAAGCGCAAGCUCUCGGUGGCUGUCGCCAUGAUCGGGAAUCCGCAGAUUGUUUUUUUGGACGAGCCAUCGACGGGUAUGGAUCCGAUGGCCCGGCGGAUGAUGUGGAACUACAUCAUGCGCAUCGUCACUCAGAAUCGGUCGUGCGCCAUGAUCUUAACGACGCACAGCAUGGAGGAAUGCGAGGCCCUUUGUCAGCGCAUCGGCAUCAUGGUCGGGGGGCGCAUGAGGUGCCUCGGUAGCUCGCAGCACCUCAAGACGCGCUUCGGGAAAGGGUUCCAGCUCGAGGCCAGGGUCGGAGCCGUCUCUCCGACGGUAAGUUGGUCUUGGGCGGCGACGACCGCACGGAAGGCGUUAAGCCAUCGCAUGAAAUAUUUUGGUAUCCAGUCGCAACAGUAUUGCCGUCUCCCAUUCUACAAUAACCCCGUCCUUUCAUUGUUUCUCGAAAAACCACAGGAUAUCGACGCGAUGCUCGCUACCAUUGCCACUGCCACCGGCGGACAAGCGUCCCUCCCCAGCGAGCUUUGCGGUCCCGCUCUGGACGCCGCACAAUGCCCCGAACUCGCACCGGAAAUUACCCCAGAGGGAAGAGGGGCAAUGGUGUACCACGCCCUCGCCAACGAGCGGACUGUCUUGGCGCGGGACUUCGCCGCGUGGCUUUGCUUAGAGCAGAGUUGCUCUCGGGUGAUCGCGUUUGUGGAGAGCAGCUUCAAGGGGGCUCGUUUGCGCGAAAAGCAGAACGCCAAGAUGCGUUUCGAGAUCCCGCAGCAAGAGGAUAAGACGCUGGGGGCAAUGUUUGGGUUCAUCGAGGACAACGCUGCCGAGCUUGGCGUGGGAGAGUACUCGCUCAGUCAGAUUUCGCUUGAGCAAAUCUUCAAUGGAUUCGCCUCUCAACAGCAAGAGGAACAAGGCAGGGCAGCUGGCAUCGUGUGACGUGUUUAGCUUGCCGACGCGCAACUGUUGUAUG